AUGGAUCAAUUUCAUAACAUUUUAUUACAAUGCUCUACCAAGACGAUAUUUGAGGGAAGUAAUUUGGUAACAACAUGGAAUAAAGAAAAAGAAAUUUGGAGAAAUACAACUCGAUCUUCAAAUUAUAAGUACCCUGAAUUAUCAGAUCCUAAGCUUGAUACAGAAAAGGCCUCAAAAUUAAGGAAGCCAAAUAUAUGUCAAGACCUAUAUUGGGCUGCCGAUGGCACAUCUAUUGUGGCUGUUAAUAGCGAUUAUGGAAUUCGACAAUAUCUUAUUCCUGAGAACUCUAGUGAUCAACAUUUUAACCAACAGAUGGUUCCAUUUACUAGAUUUUUUAGAUUUUCAUCAACUGUAAGCAGCGCUGUAAAUCCAAAAUACUCAUUAUUUAAUAAUACCGACACUAAUAUUAUAUUACUUUCAAGCAAAGAUUUACCACUUCAAGCUUAUUCAUUAAAUGAUGAACUUGACAGCACUUCUACUAAACCAUUACUUAGUUAUAAUGUCACCAAUGAUAAAAACGAGAAAUAUGAAACAGCAUAUAGCAUUAAAUUUAUUUCGCAAAAACAAUUUCUAACAGGUUCAAUAAAAAAUAAAAUUUCGUUAUAUGAUGCAUCCUAUAAAGAGCCAAUUUGGACAUCAAGACUAACAAACAGAAUAAUAGGGAAAUCAAGUCAUAAAUCUAUAGUUUCAUGCUUCUCAGAAUAUCCAUUUCUAGAUAAUACUCGUUCAGUAUUUCAUUUUGGAACUUACAAAAAUGAAAUUGGCUUAAUUGAUACUCGUAGUGAACAAAUAAACAUAAAAUAUAGAUCGAAAGAAGGUAAUGGUGUCUAUCAAAUAUUAAUGUCAGAAAAUGAACACUAUCUCUAUAGUAUUAAACGGAAUUCAAACAGUAUUGAUAUUUUAGACACCAGAAUGAACUGUUCAAUCAUCAACGAACUUCGACUACCUUUUACAACCGAUAAUCAAAAAAUGAAGGGUAAUAUAUGUAGUCAAAAUGGUAUGCUUCUUGGAAGUUUAAAUGGUAAUCUCAUCCAAUGGGGAAAAGAUAUGAUAGAAUUUGGAGGAAUUAUGUCUCGGAAUAUUGAUGAACUUCCUGGACCUGAGUUUACACAACAUUUAACUGACUACAAUGAUUUAAGAAUUAAUUUGGUUGUGUCAAAUCCUAUAGAAACGGAUCAAUUGGCGAUAUCAUAUUCUCCAGAUAAGUUUAAAGGUAAUGGUGAAAAUUCUGCAAACACUCAAAAACAUUUCAGUUCUGGUAUAUCAUUAUAUAAUUGCUCAUAA
Molecule: messenger RNA, 1284 nt
Organism: Tetrapisispora phaffii CBS 4417
Lineage: Eukaryota; Fungi; Ascomycota; Saccharomycetes; Saccharomycetales; Saccharomycetaceae
Gene: SWT21
Product: Swt21p
Exons: 1
Coding region: 1-1284 (427 amino acids)
Molecular function (GO): protein binding
Source: RefSeq, a predicted model, not a curated record